Messenger RNA from Cicer arietinum (chickpea), 456 nucleotides. The record is from RefSeq and is a predicted model, not a curated record. Lineage: Eukaryota; Viridiplantae; Streptophyta; Magnoliopsida; Fabales; Fabaceae.
AUGGGGAACGCAAAGGGAAUGCCAAAACCAAUGUUGUCCAACAGUAAACUGUCCAAGUUUGAUUAUGUCCAGCUGUCAGACCCAACUUAUUUUCGCUCUAUUAUGGGGGCAUUGCAGUAUGUAACCCUCAUUAGACCAGAAAUGUCAUUCUCUAUUAAUAAAGUAUGUCAGUUUUUGGCUCAACCUCUUGAAGAUCACUGGAAGGCAGUUAAGAGAAUUAUGCGCUAUUUAAGUGGCACGUUGCAUCAUGGUCUUCUGAUCCAACCAGCACCUGUGCAUCAACCUCUAUCUUUAAUAGGCUUCUUUGAUGCAGAUUGGGCAGCUGAUCCUGAUGAUCGCAUGUCAACCUCAGGGGCCUGUGUGUAUCUUGGUCCUAAUCUCAUGUCAUGGUGGUCAAAGAAACAACCUCUGGUAGCAAGAUCAACAUCAGAAGUUGAGUAUAAAAGCUUGGCAUAG